GGAGUGCCUACGUCAGUUUGUUACUUGUGCAUAGCGAGCGUGAAGGUAUAUGUAAGAGGGCAAGGCCAGAACGGCCCUAUAUGCUCACGGCGGUCCGAUAGGGGGAUGUGUGCGUUCAUGAGCGUCGUGUCCAUGCAGUUGAAGAGGGACGGGAAGAGAACGAGCAGACAGAAGCCUCGUGGCGACAACGUGACAAAGCAGCUGGAAGAGUUGAAGAGGGAUGAUGCCGAGUGUGCUAACGACGUUGUGGUGGGUAAAGGCAUUGAAGGAAGGGAUUUGGUGCAGUUGAGGAAAUCAACAAGGACGAGGAAAGCAGUGGAGGAAGGUGUGGAGAGCAAAGCAGCAGGGGCAGCAGCAGCAGGAGGAGGAGGAGGAGGAGGAGGAGGAGAGAAACAAGAGACGGUGGUUCUCCAGGGGAAAGAGAAGGGUGGAACAGUUAUUAACAACAACAGCAACAAAAAUACAGGGCCAAAGCCGAAGCAGAAGAAUGGAUUGGGAGGAGGAGGUAGUAAUGAAAAGGAGGUGCAGCUGAGGAGAUCAACAAGGACAAUGAAAGCAGCAGAGGAAAAUGUUGGGAAAAGAGGAGGAGGGAAUCAAGAGAUGGCGAUCCAGGGGGAAGAGAAGGGAGCAUCACUAAACAACAACAAGAACAUCAACAGCAAAAACAACAGCAACGACAACAACAACAGAAAAGGCCAAAAGCAGAAGCAGAAGAAGAUGGAAGCCAGCAGGGGUCAAUCUGAGGAUAGUUUAGGAGAUGGGAGGGAAAAACAGAUGGCAAGAGGAGUACAACAAAUAGGUUGGAGAGGGAAGAGGAAGCUGUCUACCAUAUUGGAACAGAAGGCAGAAGCUGGUGAUGAAGAGGAGGAGGAGGAGGAGGAGGUGAGACCAGCAAAGAUGGUAAAGGGAAAAAUGGCAAAAUGUGAUCCGAAGACAAAAGUUCUCAAGAAAGGGGAGAAAACGGACGCAGUGGAAAAACAGGCUUAUGCUGAAGGUGAAGAUGAAGAGGAGGAGGAGGAGGAGGAGGAGGAGGAGGAGGAGGACGACGACGACGAGGAGGAGGAGGAGGUCAGGACAACAAAGACGGGAAAGGCAAGAGCUGCACGAGCUGCCCAAAACACUACCAGAGGCUGCAAGGAAGGCGAGGAGAAAAUGGAUGUGAUUAUGGAAAAGGUUCAUGUUAAAGGUGAAGAUGGAGGGAAGCAGCAGGAGGAGGUGGUGGUGGUGGUGGAAUCCACCAAAAAGGAUAAGGCAAAAAGAGCUGCACGAGGGGGUCGAAAGACUACCAGUGGCCGCGAGGAAGGUCAGGAGAGCGCAGAGGUGGUGACAAUGGAAAAGGUGUAUGUUGACGAUGGCAGGCCGCCAUGGCAACAGCUUGUCCAUAAGAAGGCUGAACCUGAGUGGAUUGCAUAUGAUCCGACCACAAUGAGGAGGUCAUUACCAACAGCAUCAUAUGAUCCGACCACAAUGAGGAGGUCAUUGCCAACCGCAUCCUCGAUUUCUUCUUCACUCCAUGAGCAGAAAAAGAACGGACUAAAGAUCUUGUCCUGGAACGUGAAUGGAUUGCGCGCUCUGAUGAAGGAUAAGGAUAACUGUGUCUUGACUCAGCUGGCUGAGAGAGAAGGAGCCCAUGUAGUUUGUCUUCAAGAAACGAAGAUUCAGGACAAAAACGUUGAGGAGAUCAGUGAAUUGCUGUCAUCCAGUUUCCCAGCUGCCCAUUGGGCUUGCAGCUCUGCCAAACUGGGUUAUUCUGGCUGUGCUGUACUCUGCAAAAAACCUCCAAUUUCGGUUAAGUAUGGACUGGGAGACGACAAGCAUGACAAAGAAGGCCGCUUGAUCACUGUGGAGUUUGCAGACUUCUUUCUAGUCACCUGCUAUGUGCCGAACUCUGGCGACAAGCUUGUCAGACUGCAGUACAGAGAACAGGAAUGGGACCCUGCGCUGUCCCACUAUCUGAAGGGCCUGGAAACCACUAAGCCUGUCAUCCUGACCGGCGACCUCAACUGCGCUCAUCAGGAAAUAGAUAUAUAUCAUCCUGAAGGAAAUCGUAGGAGCGCAGGGUUCACAGAUGAAGAGCGUCGGUCUUUCGAGGCCAACUUUUUGCACAAGGGUUUUGCAGACACCUUUCGGCGACAGCACCCAAAGGCGGUCGCAUAUACUUACUGGGCUACACGCUCAAGAGCGCGAUCGACAAACAGAGGGUGGAGACUAGACUACUUUCUUGUCUCAGAGGCUCUUGUAGAUAGGGUCCUUGACUCGUACACACUUCCGGAUGUGCUUGGGAGCGAUCACUGCCCCAUUGGACUGACAUUGUUGAGCGCAUGAUAGGGUUCUCAUGAUCCCAAGCAUCCAUCCUAAUUCUCCCUACUCUCUGAUAGAGUUGAAUGGAGGAAUGGCCAUACAAACCCUUGCUCUCAAACACAUACACUCCCAGCUCCAAAUAUCCUAAUUCUCCUCUCUCUGUGGUAGAGAUGAAGGAAGGAAGAAGGAAGGAAGAAAGAACGAAGAAGAAGGAAAGCAAUGGCCAUAUCUACCCGUGCUUUCAAACAGACAUGAACAGCUGACAAUAGCAUAAAAAAAACACAUGCUCCAUGUGUGAAGUUCAAGAUCGGCUUCACGAAAUCGUCAGGCAGAUGAUAGGUAGAUAGGUCGUGCAACAUCCUUUUUUUUUCCUGUUUUUGUCUUGUUUUGUUUUGCGUUGUAUUGUAUUGUUUUGUUCUGCUUUUUCUUUUUCAGCUUUUUGGAUUUUCUUGUUUUCUUUUUCCUAGGUCACACAACAUCCUCCUUUCUGUAUGGAACAAAGUGUUCGUUGAUAG
Chara braunii is the source of this 2816-nucleotide messenger RNA. The record is from the annotation of a GenBank genome assembly. Lineage: Eukaryota; Viridiplantae; Streptophyta; Charophyceae; Charales; Characeae.